AGAGAAUACGCCAAGGCUGGAAAAUAAUGUUAUGUGUAAAAAGUGAUGAUGAAAAUCACAAAACCAUUUCAAAAGAUAAAGAAAAUGUUGCAAAAUGGUUAGAUUCACUACCGAUUUUUUAUGAAACGGAAUCAGUUGCUUCAAAACAUGGAAGAACUAAAAUGUGAGAUUGAAAAUAAUAUAAUGACUUUUACUGUCAAUGAUAAAAUAGUUGAAAAUGCUGAAAAUACAAUGAAUGGCGUGGAUGAAUUACUCAAACUAAUUGACGAUAACGAAUGGUAUGCAACAAAUAUAAUUCAAUCAGAUGAUGGAAAAAAGUGUCAAAAUGUACUUCAACUGAACAAUAGUGAAGUUUCCACUGAUCAGUCAAAUGUAUACAUUGAAGUGAUUGUUUCUGUAACUAUUACAUUUAUCAUUGGCAUUGCUCCGCGUCUUUCCGGCUGUUACUGUUGGUUGUCAACUGUUGUCCGUUAUCACUACACCGCGCGCACAAACGACGCACGUACGUUAAUGCCGCAAUCUUGUUGUGCUCCCAUUCUUUGAAGACUUCGGACGAAACGCCGUCCUACGUGGUUCGGGUCACGGUUCAUCAUCAUCUUCAAAUGACUCGGGUUCCCGUCAUAUCGCCACCGUUUUCGAUUAACAAAUUAAAUGUUUGAAUAAUGUUUUAAAACGGAGAAGUCAACUGUUGUCAAGAAAUACCAGAAAAAAAUCUUCCACUCAUCAUGGUGAAUUUGGACGAGCCUCCUUUUCUUACAGUUGGCACAGAAGUCAGUGCCAAAUAUAAAGGAGCGUUUUGUGAAGCAAAAAUCAAAAAGAUAUUGAAAAUUGUAAAAUGCAAAAUUCUAAAUUCCAAUGGAGUGUCUACAUUUGUUUUUGAUGAUGUGAUAAAAGGAGAAUUAAAAGUUGGAGCUACUGUUGAAGUAAAAUGUGGUGAUAAAAAAGAAUUUAGCCAAGCAACAAUUCAAAAAAUUCAAGAUUGUAGUCAAUAUACUGUUGUAUUUGAUGAUGGUGAUAUAACAUCAUUGAAAAGGACUGCAUUAUGUUUAAAAAGUGGAAAACACUUUGCUGCUAGUUCUACUCUUGAUCAACUCCCUCUUACCCAUCCAGAGCAUAUUCGUAGUCCUGUACGUACUAAUAUAGUGCAGAGUUGCAGAAUUCGAAAACCUAAAAAAAGUGUUGAGAAAAUUAGCGAAGAAAAAAUUUCAUCCAUGGAAGAAAAAGAUAUUGGAAAAGUAUUUUGUGUAGAAUCUAAUGAUAAAAAGAAAGUUAGAGACAAUUGGUUUCCUGGAUUGGUAGUUGCACCUACUGCACAAUCCUCAGUUAAAACAAAUAUAACUGAUGACUAUUUGGUUCGUUCAUUUAAGGAUGGAAAAUACUAUACUGUGCCAAAAAAAGAAAUUACAGAAUUUACAAAAGAAAUUGGUGCUAGAGUGGAAAAUCCUACUCUUAAAACUGCUGUUGAAAAAGCCACAUUGUAUCUUGACAAGGAUGAAUUACCUCCACAUUGGGAUCGUGAUUUGCUAUUUGGUCUUGAAAAAAAUUGUUUAACUACUGAUGAUGAAGAUAAAUGUGAUAAUGAUGAAACUCCUGAAUCGAAAGUCGAUGAAGGAAAAGAUCAUUUUCUUGCACUAUUAUUUAAAUUUUUGGAUGAAAGAGGAACGCCUAUAAAUCAAGUUCCAUCUCUUAAUGGCAAAGAUGUUAAUCUAUUCAAAUUAUUUAAGUUAGUUAUGAAUUUAGGAGGUUUUAACAAAGUCAAUAAAUUGAAGGAUGAAUGGAGAAAUUUAUCAAUAAAAAUUGGCCAUGAAGAAUCACAUAUUGUUAUGAAAGAUAUUUAUCGAGAAUACUUGCUUAGUUAUGAGGACUUUAAUCGUAAACUUGGUUGUACUAUGCUCAACUAUCCAAGAGGAGUAAGAUCACGAAAUAGAUUUAGUCGGAGUAUCAUUCGAGAUAUUGAUAAGGCAUUACCCAGCUCAUCAACAGCUGAGAAGGUUGAAAAUCAGAAAGAAGAAACUAAAGACAAAUCAGAAUCAUCUAAAGAUAACGAAACUAUUAAAGAUACAGUAGUAAAUAAAAAAACAGCUAAAAUGUUAAAGUUAGAAGAAAAAAAUUCUAAUAAAAAUAACGACGAAUCUAAAAGAAGUGAUAAAAAAGAUGACGCUACAUCGCGUAGUAAAUUAUCAGGUAAAUUGGAUCCUGACAUAACGGAGGCAAAUGAUAUUAAAAUAAAAAAUGAAUUAAAAGAAACAUCGAAGAAAGAGGAAGACAAAAAGGAUAAUAUUGAAUUAAAACAAGUUGAUGCUGAAAUUGUUGAGGAUAAAAAAGGUCAAAAAAAAAAAAACGCAAAAAAUUUAUUCGGAAAAUCAAUUCGAAAAGCUCCUAAAAAAGAAAAAAUUUCAAAAGUAAAACCCACAGAAACUGGAUUGCCGGGGGUGAGAAAAAUGAGAGCUAUUAAGAAACAGAUUAAGACAUUUGUGAAAACAAUAACUCCCUUCAAAAAAUCAAAAAGAGGCGCAAAUAAUACCCAGCAAGAUGCUUCUAAUAAAAAAAAACCAGAUGAAGAUGUCCCAAAAUCAACACGUUCAAAAUCUAAAGAAGAUGUACCAAAUAAAUCAAGAAAAAUGUCAGUACCAAGUGAUCAUACUGAUAUUGCUACAGUUCAACCUAAGAAUUUAUCAACAGUAGAAAAUCAAGGUAAAAUCAAAAAAGUGGAUGGUGGGCCUGAAAAGAAAAGAACUACAAAAAAGAAAAAAGAUGAGAAAGAUGUAAAACCAUUAGUUGCUUUUCCACAUGUGAAUUAUAAAAUGGAACCACUAGGUAAGAGUGGACUUGUGGAAACAGGUGAUAUAUUAAGCGUAUAUUAUGGAGAUAAACACAAUAUAUAUUCUACCACUUAUGAUGCAAAAGUUAUUAGUUGUAUUUGUGUUAAUGAAGGAUAUAGAUAUUAUGUCCAUUAUGUUGGAUGGAAUUCUCGUUAUGAUGAAUGGGUAGAUCAUUUACGUAUUUGUUCUAAACGUGGACCAGAUGGUAUUAAUUCAGAAACAGGAGCUGAACCUGAUACCGAUGUGGAUCCUUCUAAAAAUGAACAAAAAAAGUUACCACCCACUAGAACUAGAAGAUCAAUUACUCCAAGUUCAUCAUCUGUUCAUAGCAAAAAGUCACCGUUUAGCAAUGGUAGACAAACUAGAACAUGUACCCUAGGUGAUCAGCCAUCAACAGUUAUAGAGAAUUCAGAUUCGGAAAGUGAAUUUCCUAGAAACUUAGGAAUGACAAAACAAUAUAAUAAAAGAAAUCAACAACCCAAAACUAUUAAAUCUGAACAUAAUGCUGCUAUUAAGACAGAAGUUUUAGUUACUGAUAAUCAAAAGAAGUCAAUGUAUCCUAAAACAUAUCCUAGUAAAGAAGUGCUUAUGCAACGCAACAUACCAAAAAAAUCAAAAUCGUGUGUCUUUAAAGUUCAUAGUAAUAAAUCUGAAGAAAUCGAACUAUGUGAACAAGUUACUCUUAAAGCGCCGCUUGAUUUAAAAUCUGAAAUGCCACCACCUACAAAUAUAAUAUCCAAUAUAAAGAAAGAAAAUAUAGAAAUAAAAAAUGAAGAUAAUAUUUCAGUUAAUGCUACAAUUGAAGAAGAAAAUGCUAUAAUUAAUUACGUGUCAUCAAAAGAAGCAUUAGAAAAAAAUGACCAACAAAAUAUAAUAUAUGAAACUCCAAGUAGCAUUGAUGGAAAAAAUGAAAUAAAUAUUGAGACAACAACAUCACUAUCAAAGUCUCAAGCCACAAGUGUUAUCUUUUACAAAUCAUCUUCUGAAGAUAAAGAGUCAGUUCAAUUAAAAAUACCAUGUGAAGAACUAUCCUUGCCUUUAAGUAACCAACCUGAUGAAUCAAAAAUAUCUGGCACCGAUUUUGAUCUUAACGAAAUAAGAUCAGAAAUGAAAGGUCUUUUGCCAACAUCAACUAUUAGUAAUAUAGAUCUCAAUCAUAGUGAAAAAUCAGUGUUUCAAAAUCAAUUUGAAAUCGAAGAAGAAAAAAAUGCUAAACCAGAAACAGAAGAUAUUUAUGAAUUCAAAGAAUCUGAGCCAUGUGAUUUUGAAACUAUCCCUUCUGUUAUCGAAGAAAAAAACCGUAGAGUUAUUAAAUAUAAUGAUUCACCAAAAUCAUAUAAUUUUGAAAAAACUAUUGAACCACCAAUAAUCACUGAAUCUGUAAUAAAAAUGGAAGUAGCUGGACAAAAUCAAUCUGUGAUACCCAAUGUAUCUAAUAGCAAUAACACUUCACAAUUUUAUGUAAAUAUUGAAACUAAUGUGAAAGAAAACGAUUAUAAAGACAAUUUGAAUCACGGAAAUGAAGUUGAAAGUUCUGUAUUUCAAAAUCAAUCAGAUAUUGAAUCUGAUGGAUCUGAGAAUUUGAUUAUAAGUGAUGUGAUUGAUUCUAAACACGUAGAUGAAGAUUCUCGGGAUGAAACAUGUCAAAUUGAUGAAUCUGAUAUGAAAAACGAAGUAUUAGAUUUAUGCAUGAAACCACCAGAAUCACCUCCUAAUAACAUUUUUAGUAUGCCAGAACCAAAUGAUAUUAACGACAUGGCUAUAGAAGAUGAAGAUGAUGAAGAUGAUGAUGAAUUAAAAUUAGUAAUAGCUGAUGAUAAAAUUGAUACUGAUUAUCAAAUAGAAACAAACUUACUAAGUGGUGAAGAACAUAAUUCUUCUCGUGAACAAACUGAAGAAGCACAAGAAAAAUCGCCACCGCCAAUGCCUCCUAGUGUACAUCAAUUAUUAAUGACAGACCCAGAAGAUUUUAAAAAUUCUUUUGCCAUGAAAAGAGACACUAUUUUACCUAGAGAUACUGAUGAUGAAAGUACUACUUCCUGUAAUGAAAAUAUUCAAAAUGAUCUUGUACAAAGUUUCCAAAUGUAUUCAAAUAUUGAUAACCAGUCACCAAAAACAAAAAUUUAUCAGCCUUACUUAGAUAAUAAUGAUGAUAGUACUAAAUCAGGAUUUGAAUUUGGGUCCAAUUCAAAAUCACCAACAUUUGAAAAUGCAGAAAAUGUUGAACUUAUUGAUCAGUUUUCUACCAAUGAAUCGACAAAUAAAGAAUAUAAUUAUGAGAUUAAUAAAUUUAAAAAUAAAUCUGGAAAAGAAGGUUCUACAUUUCUUCCGGAAUUGCAAUGUAGAGAAGAAAUAAUAGAUGAAGAAAGUCUCAAUAAUGCUCUAGUCAUAGAAUAUAGUCGUAAUAAUGCAGAAUAUGAUAUUCACAAGCCCAGUACUAGCAAAGGACACUUUGAUUCAAUACACCAACCCUGCUCCAGUAAAAGUGAAAUUUAUGAAACUAAUAUUUCUAGUGAUACAAAAAAUAAUAGUUUCAUUGAUGCUGAACCAACAAAUGUAAUUACAAGUGUCAUUUUCGAUGCGCCUAGUAGUAGCAGAAAUGUUAUUAUUGAUGAUAAAAUUCCAAUUGUUGAAAGCUGUAAAAAUAGUGUCUAUGAUAAAAAUGUUCCUAUUAAAAACCAAAGCAGUCUCUAUGAUAAUCCUAUACCUAGUACUAGUAAAGUUAAUUAUAAUUCAGAUUCAAAUGUAAAUGAUGUAUUAUUCUGUGAAGAAACUAUACCAGGUAGUCCAACUGGUACAUCAGAAGAACAAUUUGAUAAUGAGGAAACAAAAAGAACUGCUAUGGAACAAGACUUGUAUGAAGAAAGAGAAGCUGCUUCAGCUAUGUACGCUAUGAAUCGAUCAUUCCAACGACCUAUGGUUACUUUGAUGGGUGCAAGUGAAGCAGAGAUGGAAGAGUAUACCAGAAUUCUUAAAACUGAUGGAACGCUUGAUCAAACACAUUUACAAUUCUUAGCUGAGAUCUCUAGUAGGAAUCAAGAUAUAAAAAUAAAUGAACCCCCUGUAACUGAACCAUCUGUAAAUGAAUCACCAGAACCAGAACCAGAACCAAUUGUCAAACCAAAGCUACCAGAAAAAUCUCAAACAAAACGUAAAAAUAGCCAUGAACAUUCAACUUCAAAACGGAAUAAAUCAUCUACUAUAACUACUUCAACUAUUCAAACUGAAAAACCUGAAAUCAAAACGCCUAUACCAAUGAAAGAUGGCAAACCAUUAAUUGCAUUUACUCCAGAUAUGGACUCUACUCAACGGCAAGCAUUAAUUUUAGCCAGAAUUAAUGAUUUAAGAAAAGAAUACAUAGUUGUGAAAACUCGCAUAUCUGUUGUUGAUAGAAGAAGGAAAAAAAUAAGAAAACGUAAAAGAGAAAUGACAAAAAUUGCUAGUAUUCAGAAUAAACAAUCGUCUGUGAUUAACUCAGCAAAAUAAUUUUUAGUUAACUUAACCCACUAAUUUAAAUUAUAAUUAAAAUGUUGGUCAUUUAAUACCUCUAUCAAUUGUAAAUGUUAUCAUUGUGAUGAUUGUAAUGAUUUAGACUAUAUAUUUUAUUUUAUAUAAGUUUUUAAAAUGUACAUAAAAUAAUCGGGUUUUUUUUCUUGUAAUUAAAAACUUAAUUUCAAGCACAUAUUUUUAAGUUGCUUCAACAGUAGUCAAUAUUUGUCUUAAUUCUUGAAUCAUAUUGAAAACUUUGAAUCAUUAAAACAUAUAUAUUUUACUGUUUUAAUGUUUUGUAAAAUAUUUUUUAUUUUUAUGUUUGUAUAUAAUUGUAAUUGAACUCCAUUUUUAUACAUACAUAUUUUAUUUUUAUGCAUACAUAACAGUAGUGUAAUUCGAUGGGUUGGACAACUCAUGUAUUUACUACAGUCUAAAAGGUAAUUAACCUUCUAUAUUGUGCCAAAUAUUUUAUACAAAAAUGAGAAUGUGACUUAAAUAAUUUAUACUUAUUA
This is a messenger RNA of Sipha flava (yellow sugarcane aphid), 6826 nucleotides long. RefSeq names its product AT-rich interactive domain-containing protein 4B-like. The record is from RefSeq and is a predicted model, not a curated record. The transcript is spliced from 22 exons. Gene Ontology annotation, biological process: regulation of transcription by RNA polymerase II. NCBI's taxonomy places the organism in Eukaryota, Metazoa, Arthropoda, Insecta, Hemiptera, Aphididae. Gene Ontology annotation, molecular function: transcription cis-regulatory region binding. The coding region runs from base 726 to 6308 and encodes 1860 amino acids. Gene Ontology annotation, cellular component: nucleus.